GCCAUCGUAGCAUCCCCCCAGUGACGUGGACGGCCAGCGAAUAAUUGAGCAAAGCGCCAGCGCACACAGCUUCUCGAAGCAGGUCUCCGGGCCUGCAGGCGACCGAAUAAACAUGUCUUCCACCCCCCCAAAGAAGGAGGGCGUGGAACCAGGACCACAGUCGCCUGACGAUUCUGAGCCGCAUAUGGACCGCGAAGCUCACGAAACACAAGCGCAAGGACUCGGGUACGAAUUCGAAGUCAAGGAGCAGGACCGAUGGCUUCCAAUCGCCAAUGUCGCGCGAAUUAUGAAAAUGGCUCUUCCAGAAAACGCCAAAAUAGCGAAAGAAGCAAAAGAAUGCAUGCAGGAAUGCGUGAGCGAGUUCAUCUCGUUCAUUACCAGCGAAGCUUCCGAAAAGUGCCAACAGGAGAAGCGCAAGACCGUCAAUGGCGAGGAUAUCCUUUUUGCUAUGACUUCUCUUGGCUUCGAGAACUAUGCCGAAGCAUUGAAGAUCUAUCUGUCACGGUAUCGCGAGACCCUCCUCGCAAAUCAGAACAAACCACCUUCCAGCGGGUUCAAUGCAAGCGGGGCCAGCGGGGCCAACUCAAGUGUCAAUGCCGCCGCCGGGGGUUCCUUCAGCCAGACCGAGAAUGCCCAACACAACAACGUUCUGAGCGGCGAUACGGAGAUGACGGAGCAAGACAAUACGGCCUUCGGCUACACUGUCCACAACGGAAACGGCGCCGCCGAGUUCUAAAAGCCGCGUCGAGAAUAGGAGGCAAAUUUUUAAGUCACAAAUCGAGUCGAAAUCUCGUGUUAGCCUUCUUGCGGCAUCUCGGCCACCGGAAAAGAAGAAGAUUGCGUGAGUGAGUUGACGGAGAAUAUUCGGAUCAGACUGUCA
Molecule: messenger RNA, 880 nt
Organism: Lindgomyces ingoldianus
Lineage: Eukaryota; Fungi; Ascomycota; Dothideomycetes; Pleosporales; Lindgomycetaceae
Exons: 4
Coding region: 113-736 (207 amino acids)
Biological process (GO): regulation of transcription by RNA polymerase II
Cellular component (GO): nucleus; CCAAT-binding factor complex
Molecular function (GO): protein heterodimerization activity; DNA-binding transcription activator activity, RNA polymerase II-specific; RNA polymerase II cis-regulatory region sequence-specific DNA binding
Source: RefSeq, a predicted model, not a curated record